This is a messenger RNA of Aspergillus mulundensis, 2559 nucleotides long. RefSeq names its product Sad1/UNC domain protein. The coding region runs from base 1 to 2559 and encodes 852 amino acids. Lineage: Eukaryota; Fungi; Ascomycota; Eurotiomycetes; Eurotiales; Aspergillaceae. Gene Ontology annotation, biological process: protein folding in endoplasmic reticulum. The record is from RefSeq and is a predicted model, not a curated record. The transcript is spliced from 2 exons. Gene Ontology annotation, cellular component: cytoplasm; membrane.
AUGCUGGCACCCCGGUGGAUCACAACCGCCAUCUGUGUGUUGACCUGGAUCCAAGAAACCGGUGGUGAUUCACAGAAACAUCAAGUAUGCCUCGCGAGGGACUGGAAGGAAGCCGAAGCCCUUCUGGAAUGGCCCACCUGUGUCGAAACCCGAUGGGAUACAAGACCAAAUGCUGAAUUGACGCCGACGCCUUCAUCUCAAAGUACGCAAAAGGUCAUCAGCGAGACGAGCUCCGUUUCGAUUUCGGUAGCGGUAGAAGCAGCUUCAGCGUCAUCGUCAGCGGAACAAGAACUUGACACAGAUUCGCCGCUCGACAACGCGAACUUUCUCUCGUUUGAAGAUUGGAAGAAACAGAAUCUUGCCAAGGCAGGGCAAUCGGCGGAGAAUAUUGGCGGCAACCGGCGGGCCGGGGCCUCAGAGAAGGACCGCCGACGGCCUACGGGGAUAAACAAUGCGCUCGACUCUCUAGGGGAUGAUGCGGAGAUCGAGCUUGACUUUGGCGGCUUUGGAACUGAUGCGCCGGAGGCUCCCAAAACCGCGACUGCAUGGGGCGCUCAGGUCCAUUUCAGUGGGGGAGACGCGGCGCAGAUAGUCCCAGGUGCGGACAGUGAUGUUGUCGUCGAGGCUUCUGGACAGAGUGUCCCUCAUGCGGGUGGUGAGCGCUCAAAAGACGCUGGCACAACUUGUAAGGAGCGGUUCAAUUAUGCAUCCUUUGACUGUGCCGCAACAGUACUCAAGACAAACCCCCAGGCGAAGGGAUCAUCGUCUGUCUUGAUUGAGAACAAAGACAGCUACAUGCUGAAUGAGUGCCGGGCUCAGAAUAAGUUCUUGAUUCUUGAAUUGUGUGAUGAUAUUCUCGUGGACACUGUUGUUCUUGCCAACUACGAGUUCUUCAGCUCGAUUUUCCACACAUUCCGAGUCAGUGUCGCGGACCGUUAUCCCGCAAAGCCAGAUCAGUGGAAGGAGCUUGGUAUCUACGAAGCGAGGAAUACCCGCGAGAUUCAGGCCUUUGCGGUUGAGAACCCGCUCAUCUGGGCUCGAUACUUACGGAUCGAGUUUUUGACGCAUUAUGGACACGAGUAUUACUGUCCGCUGAGUCUGAUUCGUGUUCACGGGACGACAAUGUUGGAAGAAUAUAAGCAUGACGGAGAGGCGAGUAGGGCCGAGGAAGAAGUAGCUGGUGAAGUAGCUGAACCAGCUCCAGGGGCAGCAACUGCCGCAGAAGAUGCCACCAAGACUGAGGUGCCGCUGCGAGAGGCGCCUACUUUUCACAUUGGCAACGCUGAGAUACGCCCAUCCGAAACCUGCCCGAAUUUAGUCACGACAGUAGAGCAGAUAUUACUGGGUUCCACGGAACUCCAAGAAUGCGGAAUUCAGGAUGCCCCGAAAGAGUCUCCCACAUCUGAUGGGAAUAUUGACCCAUCACUUGGUCAGGCCUCGCCAGGGCCAAUUUCUUCGUCAUCCGGCGACGUCGCCAACGCCGCUUCGCCCGGGGCUGGAGAGAACAAAAUUUCUAGCCUCCAAGGGACAAACACUCCUUCUGGUGCAGGUACUGCCCCUGCAAUAGAUUCGCUGGAAACAACCCCUCAGGAUGUCACUACUAGCCAGGACACCCGGCCUAGUGGUCUUUCAAAGGAGGAGCAGAGUGCUGAGUCGAUUCGAGCGACUGCAACGCAACCGCCGACGGCUAACCCAACCACACAAGAGUCUUUUUUCAAGUCGGUCAACAAACGCCUACAAAUGCUUGAGACAAAUUCAAGUUUGUCUCUACAGUAUAUCGAAGAGCAGUCACGAAUCCUACGAGACGCGUUCAACAAAGUCGAAAAGCGACAACUAUCGAAGACAUCCACGUUCCUGGAGAACCUGAAUGGCACGGUGGUUAAUGAACUGAAGCAAUUCCGUGAGCAGUACGAUCAGGCGUGGAGAAGUGUGGCGUUGGAGUUCGAGCACCAAAGAAUACAAUACCACCAGGAAAUACACUCCCUGAGUGCUCAGCUGGGUGUCCUCGCAGACGAGAUAGUGUUUCAGAAGCGAGUAGCGGUGAUUCAGAGUAUCGUUGUGCUUCUCUGCUUUGGCCUCGUGCUCUUCACCCGCGGCGCGGCUGGCGGCUACAUCGAUUUCCCCAGCGUACAGAACAUGGUCUCGCGCUCGUACAGUCUACGACCUUCCUCUCCCAUGUUUGGUUUCGGGUCACCACCAGGAAGCCCACGUUCAACGCGACCGACAUCAUCCUACCGAACCACCCCCGGCCAUCGACGACAGAGAUCACAAGAUUCGCAGGACGGGUCGCUCAGUCCAACGAUGUAUGCGCCCCCAACCCCAACUUCAGACGACUCGAGACACGGACAAGAUGAACGAGACACUACAUCAUCACCGGAGCAAAACCAGUCCCCACCAGAUGCUGCACCCCCGUUGCUUAGAUCGAACAGCAGCCCACCCGACUUGAACGGAGAGAAUGAAGGAGGGGACGAGGAAGAGUCUGGGGGCUUGGAAUCUGGCUCAGAAUGUUCUGAUUCUGAACCCGAGGAAGAUGGCCCGUUGGGGAAAUCCCAGGUAUAA